AUGUUUGUAUACGUGCUAAUUUGUGCAGUUGUUCUCUAUAUCUGGUGGUGGAUAAGAGAUAGUUCCAGAAUUGCUGCAAUUACAAACAAAUAUGUUUUAAUUACUGGAUGUGACACCGGGAUUGGAAAUUAUGCUGCACGUACCUUCGAUAAACAAGGAUUCCUAGUCCUAGCAACCUGCCUGACGGAAAGUGGAGCUCGAGGUCUGAAGCAGGAGACAUCAGAGCGGCUUAAAACAGUGUUACUGGAUGUGACUGAUGCUGAGAAUGUACGGAGGGUUGGUGAAUGGGUGAAGGAGGAAGUUGGGAGUCAAGGUCUUGUUUUGGUGAACAAUGCCGGAAUUAUGGGUACUCUGGCUCCCAUGGACUGGCUCUCUAUUGAUGACGUUCGAGAGCCUAUUGAAGUCAAUUUCAUUGGUUUAAUCCAUGUGACUUUGGUCAUGCUUCCCAUGCUCAAGAAAGCAAAGGGUCGGAUUGUGAACGUAUCCAGUGUUGGCGGCAGAGUAGCUGCUAGUGGUGGUGGAUACUUUAGCUCUAAAUAUGGAGUUGAAGGAUUUACUGACAGUUUACGGCGGGACAUGAAGGCACAUGGAGUAAAAGUCUCCUGCAUUGAACCUGGUCUAUUUAAAACACCUUUGUCUGAUCCAAACACAGUUUUAAAACAACGUACACAGAUCUGGGAGAAACUUCCUGCCAGUAUUAAGGAAGAAUAUGGAGAAAAUUAUUUAAAAAUAGAUGCUGCAAAGAAGAAAAAGUUAAACCUUGUUCGGAAUAGUGACCUGUCCAUUGUUGUAUGGUGCAUGGAACAUGCUCUGACCAGCCAACAUCCCAGAACUCGUUACAGUGUUGGAACAGAUGCCAGCUAUUUCUGGAUACCAUUGUCUUACAUGCCAACAUUUGUUCAGGACUAUAUCAUACUGAAAAACAAAGUGAAGAUCCCUACUACCGAUGCAAUGUAA
This is a messenger RNA of Staurois parvus, 957 nucleotides long. Lineage: Eukaryota; Metazoa; Chordata; Amphibia; Anura; Ranidae. The record is from the annotation of a GenBank genome assembly.